CUCUUUCCGGUGGAGCGGCCCACUGGCAACGAUGGAGAAGAAGGUGGUUGCGCGCCUCGAGCAAGCAUGGAGCUCGGCAGACGUCGGCGCAUUCCUAGAUGAGUCCAAGCUGCAUGAAAUUAUGGCUGUCUUCCACGAUAUGGAGCCCACUGCCAAAGUUCGUCUGCUCUUGGCGGUCCAAACUGCACAGCAAGAACAUGUGAAGCAGCACGUGUCCCGAGAACGCCACGGUGGAGGCAGCAUCUCCACCACCUUGCCUUGCCUCGGUCUCCCCGAACCUCUGCUGAAACAAGUCUUAUCCAGCGCGGACGCAGACAGCGACGAGUGGGUGCGCAUUGGAUCUGGCCUCCUCCGCCGCAUGUUGUUUGCCUCCAAGGACGACCCCCCUAACGACGACUACCUCGCGCAGAGCAUCGAAGCGACAGUCAGCCAAGUCAUGGCGCUUGUGGAGUCGUCAGGAGGUGGCGAGAUUGUGGUGGACGAUUGGUUUUCCCACGACUUGGCGUACAUGACACCGAACGUGUCGCUGAAGGCUGCGUUGAAGAACGACCAUUUUACCGUUGUCGAGGAAGACAAGGCGCAAGACGACAAGAAAGGAGUGAACCAAUCAUUGCAUACACCUCUUCGCCCUUCGAGCACUGCCUCCGCAGCCCGUCGGCCGUCAAACCCGUCGCUCUCUGCGGUGUCGUCGCUGCCACCAAAGCCAUUGGCUUCCUCGAAGCGUUCGCUCACGGACAUGGGCCCCGAAAUCCGUCGCCAGGCCGAAAACGGUCGGUUCAAACGGAACCGAAGCCGCAUUUCCGUGAUCGACAUUGACGAAGUCAAACAGAUCGAAGCCGACAAAGUGCAAAAGGCAGAAGAGCGCAAGCAGCUCGCCCGUCGCGGGACGGCCAAGCCUGUAGCCACUGGGGGAGACAAAGAAGGCGGUGAGAAUGCAGCAAAGACCUCCGCGGACGCUGCUCCCGACAACGAGGAAGGGUCGUCGUCCGACUUCCAUCAAGCAGCGCUCUCGAUGGCGUCCCUUCCUGAUGCCCCAGUCGACACCAAUCUCCAGCAAGGGACGUAUUUGGACUACACUGGCAUGGUACAAUACGAUGAAUCCUAUCUGCAAGGAGAAGACCAUGCCGCCGCGAAUGCUGCAGUCGCGGCCGUCGCUGCGCACGCGCGCCUCCCCGUGUUCAAUGACCAGUACCAAUACCUGGAUCCGCAGCAGCAACAGCAGCAACUGUACCAGCAACAGCAGCAACAACAAGCGAUGGCGUUUCCGUUUGACAACAACAACGCGGUGUAUCAGCCGUCCCAGUUCCAGAGCAACGCGACGACGGAAUUUCCGUACAACCCAGCAACGGGCGGCGGAUUCCUCGACCAAACGAGCAACUCCAACAGCAACACGUAUUGGCGAUAAGAAACUGUGUCAUUCCUCAGCAACACUGGUCAGUGUUUAGCCGGCCAGAUGCCCACGGACGGCGCGAUAUUCGUCAUACAGCAAGGCAUGCCCACAACAUCGUUGGCAUCCCCUCGUGAUCCUUUCGCCAUUGAGCUGGUAGCCUUCAUGGCGCCGCGAUGUGUUCGCAAGCAUCCUUCGAUAACACAAACCCCUCGUCCUGUGGGAACCGCAUAACGUGCCGGUCGUACGCCAACAAAUAUCGUGGCUCUUCAUUCGGUUGGACACCCCAACUGCGACACAGUCUGGCUAUGGUUUGGGAGCGAAUACACGCAGAUUAUGUGGUAUUUGGUUCCAACUAGCGACUAAGCCACCCCAUGAUGCCGACUGAAUACUGCCAAUGCCAUUGCUCAAUAUCCAUUGCCAUGGUCAAGGCCGCCACUUCUAUCAGCGCAAUGGCCGCCGCCGCCCUCCCUGCAUCGCCCACCGACAUCCCAGAACCUGCCCCUCACGUGCAUGGAUCGGACGGUGAUCUAC
This is a messenger RNA of Aphanomyces invadans, 1921 nucleotides long. RefSeq lists its product as hypothetical. The transcript is spliced from 2 exons. Bases 32 to 1405 code for a protein of 457 amino acids. Lineage: Eukaryota; Oomycota; Saprolegniomycetes; Saprolegniales; Verrucalvaceae. The record is from RefSeq and is a predicted model, not a curated record.